This is a messenger RNA of Closterium sp. NIES-65, 459 nucleotides long. The record is from the annotation of a GenBank genome assembly. NCBI's taxonomy places the organism in Eukaryota, Viridiplantae, Streptophyta, Zygnematophyceae, Desmidiales, Closteriaceae.
AUGGAGGUGCCACCGUCUGUGGAGAUCACCGACGGGCAGCGCCUUGAGACAGAGCAGCUGCAGGACGAGAGCUGUAUGGAUGGAGUACAGCAGAGUGGGGGGCAGGAGAUAGGGGAGCAGCAGACAGGGGAGCAGCAGAUUGGGGAGCAGCAGACAGGGGAGCAGCAGAUUGGGGAGCAGCAGACAGGGGAGCCGCAGACAGGGGAGCAGGAGAUGUGGGGAAUUAGAGAUGGUGGUCGUGUGUUGGUUUCUGGGACGACCACUGCACCAUUGCGUCGCUCCACUCGCAUCACUUGUGGUGUCCCGCCUGUUCGAUACGCUUGGGCUGUAGUGGUUGAGCCAGCGGGCUUGGAUGACGAGGAGGAGGACGAGGAGUGGACUAACGUGGACCCGGACGGCCUUGCUGUAGUAUGGCAGGGGAGUGUUAGAGGGCCCUACGACAGCAAGGGCCCUCGAUGA